This is a messenger RNA of Pogoniulus pusillus (Red-fronted tinkerbird), 6674 nucleotides long. It is a transcript of the gene HTR2A, whose product is annotated as 5-hydroxytryptamine receptor 2A. Gene Ontology annotation, cellular component: dendrite; plasma membrane. Gene Ontology annotation, molecular function: G protein-coupled serotonin receptor activity; neurotransmitter receptor activity. The transcript is spliced from 4 exons. The coding region runs from base 856 to 2271 and encodes 471 amino acids. NCBI's taxonomy places the organism in Eukaryota, Metazoa, Chordata, Aves, Piciformes, Lybiidae. Gene Ontology annotation, biological process: phospholipase C-activating G protein-coupled receptor signaling pathway; G protein-coupled receptor signaling pathway, coupled to cyclic nucleotide second messenger; chemical synaptic transmission. The record is from RefSeq and is a predicted model, not a curated record.
AGCCCUGAAAAAGCACCCAAGCAGAGGACUCCCAAAGUGCACACUACCAAAAGCUGCUGCUUUCCUGAGACCCUCUUGGGUCUGCCUUCCCCUGCUGUUGCUACCUUGCAGCUAAGUGGGAGGUCUGACAAGCCGAGCAAGGCAGCGAGCAAGAAAUUCAGUUGCUGUCGAGAUCAGGAAUUCCUCCGUGACGGCUGCUGUUGUGUCUGUGCGUGUGUUUGCGUUCGUACUACUCCGAGAAGGGCUCCGAUAUUCUUACUGCUUUAAAUAUAGCUUGCCCUGGGGCGGGGAGCCGCACAAGGAAGGAGUCGACAAGCAGCCUAUCUCUUAGAAGAAAAGAGCAAGCCUCGCAGCUCGGGAACUGGCUUCACUCAAGUGUGCAGUUCAGAAGUGAAAAAAACCCCACCCAACCGACCAAAACCCCCCAUGAAAUACCACCAUUUUGGAGAAGGCUGGAGAAAAAGGAUACAAACCUGGCUAAACGGAGUGAAGAAGAUGGUAAAUCAGGGUAAAAAGCACACCUCUUUGCAGUUCGAAAGCAGGCUCUGAGAGCUUUUGCUCACUGAAGCCUCAAGUCUACAUUCUCUGUCCUACAGCUUGGUUUUUGCUUUUCAGCUGAAUUUUCAAUGUCUGCCAACAUUGGACUUCCUAUGGAACUUAAAAGAAAGCAUUUCAGCUUUUGGAGUAAUUCUGGCAUGUUUUUCUACAUCACACUAGUGGCAAAAAUACAGUCAAGAAAAGAUUGUGCUCCUUAAACUUCUGGCAUGGACAGCUGAGGAAUAUAAAGCCUGAUGGUGACAGAGGGUGAUCACUUCCAGUUUUCCACCGUUUACUUCACCGGUUUUGGACUCAGCAAUGGAUAUUCUUUGUGAUGAGGACAGCUCUGUGAACCCAACUGCAAACUCCCUAAUACAAAUAAACCAUGAGAGAAGACUCUACAGAAACGUUUAUGGAGCUGGGGAGAUUAAUACAUCACAUCUUUUUAACCUGACCGUGGAAUCUGAAAAUCUAACCAAUCUUUCAUGUGAAAGUAGCACGAGUCCCCCUUGCUACUCUUCCCUGCUCCAGCUUUCCCAGAAACAUUGGCCAGCUCUGCUGACAGUGAUAGUGAUUGUUUUAACCAUUGCUGGAAAUAUCCUUGUCAUCAUGGCUGUGUCCCUGGAGAAGAAACUACAGAAUGCUACCAACUAUUUUCUCAUGUCACUCGCAAUAGCUGACAUGCUGCUGGGUUUCCUUGUCAUGCCUGUGUCCAUGUUAACCAUACUGUAUGGAUAUGCAUGGCCGCUACCUACAAAGCUCUGUGCCAUUUGGAUAUAUUUGGAUGUGCUUUUCUCCACUGCCUCCAUCAUGCACCUCUGUGCCAUCUCUCUGGACCGCUAUAUUGCCAUUCGAAACCCCAUCCACCACAGCCGGUUUAACUCAAGAACUAAGGCUUUUGCAAAAAUCAUUGCUGUUUGGACCAUAUCAGUGGGUAUCUCCAUGCCCAUACCUGUGUUUGGACUACAAGAUGACUCCAAAGUGUUUAAGAAAGGCAGCUGCUUACUUGCAGAUGACAAUUUUGUGCUAAUAGGCUCUUUUGUGGCAUUCUUCAUCCCUCUAACCAUCAUGGUAGUCACCUACUUUUUAACUAUCAAGUCACUGCAGAAGGAAGCUCUGUUGUGUGUGAAUGACAUUGGCCCAAAGACCAAGUUUGCUUCCUUUAGCUUCCUCCCUCAGAGCUCCCUGUCCUCAGAGAAACUCUUCCAGCGCUCUCUGAACAGGGAUGUGGGGACUUCUGGGAGGAGAACCAUGCAAUCCAUCAGCAACGAGCAGAAGGCUUCCAAGGUUCUUGGCAUUGUCUUCUUUCUGUUUGUUGUGAUGUGGUGCCCGUUUUUCAUCACCAAUGUGAUGGCUGUAAUUUGCAAGGAGUCAUGCAAUGAAGAAGUCAUUGGAGGACUACUUAACAUAUUUGUUUGGAUUGGCUACCUUUCUUCUGCAGUUAACCCUCUUGUAUAUACCUUGUUCAACAAAACCUACCGCUCAGCUUUCUCUCGUUACAUUCAGUGUCACUACAAGGAGGAGAAGAAACCUUUCCAGCUGAUUUUAGUGAACACUAUCCCAGCACUUGCAUAUAAUUCCAGCCAGCUCCAGCUAGCACAAAUGAAGAGUUUGAAAAAAGAGGCCAAAAUGAUGGCCAAGGAUUAUUCCAUGGUGACAAUAGGAAUACAUCAUUUGGAUGGUACCUCCAAGGGAAGCAUCAGCCCAGAGAGUGAAAAGGUUAGCGGUGUGUGAUGGUUGGCAGGCAGCUGCCAUGACAACCACCGUGCAUAUGCUGCCAAUUUCACCUGGCUGUGAGAAGAUCUGAUAGCUUAGAAAAACAAGCCCUCUUCAAGAGACCCUCCAGCAACAUCACAUACGCCUCACGUUAUCCUGGGGAUGGAAAGCAGGGUUGAAACGGUAUCAAAUGUGCAAUUUCUUUUCAUACAGUACUUUGGCUGUUUUAAGCACAGGCUUUAUUAAACUUAUUUUUUUAAUAUUCUAAAGGAUAUCUUUCUUAAAGAAAAAAAAAACCAAAACCAAACCACAAUUUUCACAUGGGCUGUGAAGAAAUCUAUGCUCUUCUCUUUGCAAAUGAAAGCUAAGCUGUCCUUUGGUGUCCAUGCAGAGUAGGCUCCAGCUAGUUUGUCUUGCUACAAAAGAAAUUUCUUAUCAUUAACUGAUUGAGCACCUUAUGGAAUUUUAAAUAAAAUCAUGGUUAACUUAAUAGUAUAUAUUUAAAAUCGAUUUUAAAGCACUAAAGAAAAAUCUAUUUAAAUCUGUACAGAUGAAUUCUAUGGACACUUUGGUAACUGUUUUUAUGGGUAUUUUUUCUCCUGAACGACCAUUCCAAACUGUUACUGGGCUUUUCCAUCACUUGUUCUAUGGUUCAAGUUAGCAAUCCUCAAAGGUAAAUGAUACUUGAAUGAUCCUCUGUUUUUACAACCCUUCUGUAUUUUGAUUUAAUCUCUUGUACUUUAUUUCCAUUCCAAAACGUUCAUCCCUUUUGCUUAAAACUUGAAAGAAUUCUUUUCCAAAGUAAUUGUUGAGCUUGGUUUCCCUGUUCCUUCCCACUAGUGUUGGCAGGAAAGCGAAGUGAGAGAUGAGUAGAAAAUCAGGCACAACAUUGCUAAGUAAUUCCAGGAGUGACUCCACAUCCUUGCCUCUGUUCGAUUCCAGCAGAGCCUGAUUCAAGUAACGCGACCAGAAAUUUUGCAUGAGUAAAUCCUCCAGUAAAAGGUUGCAGCAGACCCUGCCUCACCAUUUCCUUGUUUGAAAAGUCCAUUAUGAAUGUGUCCUGGUUUUGAUUUAGGUCUGGCAGAGCCAGAAUCGUUAGAAAGCUGUUAUUUGUUCAAAAUGGUUUCCCCUUGUUUCUCUGUUUUGUUGUUACAGUAGAUUGCUCAGGAAUGGUAGGUAGCUUGCACUACUAGGACUCAGCCUUAAUUAAAUAUAUAUGGACAAAUGGAGCCCACUUGAAAAAUUACAGGGCUUAUAAGUGGCACUGUAUUUCAACUGCAUAGCUCAAUGGUCAACAUAGACUACAUAAAGAACACCAGAUGCACUGCUUGACAGAAAUGCCUAGUCAUGAAACCGUUUCUUUUUUUUGUAUCACAGACUAUUUCACUGAAGCCAGCAGAAUUCUGCUGGAGAGCAGAGAUACAAACGUUGAAUCCACCUGCAAAACCUAAAUCUAAGCAUUUUAUUCAUUCCAUGAAUGUUGCAGCCAUGACCAUCAGAAUCAGGAUGUACUCCAGUUUCAGAUUCUUGCCAGUCUGAAAUAAAAUACUGCCUAAACAGAAGCUGUUCAGGCUGAACGAUGAAGGCACUUACUCCAAUGCCUUCAUCAAUCCUUGUCUUGAAGUUGUUCAGUUUCACACAGUGAUCAAAUGUCCACCAAGUCAAAGAAAGAGGCAGAGAGAAACUGCAUCUCUUUUCAACUAAAAGACCCCUACCACCUGGGGGGUCUUUUAUUUUAAAGCACAGAUCUGUGAGAGAAGAGGACAUCAAAGUGGGAUGGGUAUUUGGCUGACUCCCAAGAAACUGCUGUUAUUCUCUUACUAGUAUUAUAACUAUAUCUGCCAGUUUUAUGAGCUGUUUCCUGCAAUGUGAGAUAGGUCAGAGCCACUAUGCACACAGGAGCUCUGUAUGCACAUGAGGUCAGAGGCACUACGCACACAGGAGCUCUGUAUGCACAUGAGGUCAGAGCCACUACGCACACAGGAGCUCUGUAUGCACAUGAUGACACUGACUUCAGCCUCCACGCCGGGGUUAAAGCGUUAUGUGGCCCUGCUGCAGUGAUACCAUGCAGGUCAUCCAUUGGCUCAUAACCUGUAAUGGCUUUCCCCCCAACCUGGGGAAGAUAGGGUCACCUGAUAAAUGAAGUGGUAUCAAUUCUGUCUUCACUGAGGCAGUUGAUAUGGUCUCUAUGGCUGUAAGUACACUUGAUCCCUACAAUCAAACUGAACGGCUUCAGUGGAAGGAAGAACGAACUAACCGCUCCUGCCUCCCUAUGCACAAAUCCUGCUCAGGCACAGUGCCAUGUGAGGAGCACCACACAAGCACAGAAGAGACUUCAGGGGUAAUCUGCUAAACACAGCUGAGCAUGAGGACUACCACAGGAGUAGGUGAGAGCAGUGACUUCCUACUGUUUCCUGAUGAGUUUGAUACAUACCCUAAACCAAGGAGUUUGAACUACGGGCAGUGGCCACCUUCUAUCACACAGGCCAGCCAGGCAAUGCAUGGAGCACCACAGAGAACAUGAGGUACAAGGCAUUCCACAUUACAGGGUAUUCAGGUACCUCCUGAGGUCCAGAUGUCUCCACAUCUGCAGUAAUGGUUUUGAGGAUUCAACCUUGAGAGCAGGCACCCCAAGGACAAAGUAGAGAGUAAUAAACUCAAAGGUCUUUUGCGAGUAGAGGUCUGAGGCUUGUGAUCUGCCAACAAGCUGCACUGCCUUCAUAUGAUGAAUGCCAACACAGACUCAAAGGCCUCUAACUCUCGUGUGUGAGGGGAAAGGAAACACAGAGGCUCCCACCAGUGGAGAGAACUGCCCCACGUUUUGUGACUCUGCAUCCAUCUUGAUGCAAGUGACUCUGACAUUGCAAGAGAGAGUCAGAUGAGACAGACAGCUCAGGUCCUGCUGCCUGUUUGUGGCAGGGAGCAGAGCUUGCCUGCACACUCUAUGAUGCCUAUGGCACCCUGCACUUGUCUGAAGCUAAAUUCCUCCCAAAACUCCUGAGGGUCUGGUUGCUGGUCUGUGAAGUCUCAUUCACCAUCUUGCUCUUGAUAAACCGUUACUGAGUUUUUAGCCUUUGCUGCUUAUGCUCUCCACUUACUGUCUGCAUUUCACCUACAUUGCAGAGCAAGUCAUCCUCCCCUGCUUCUCUUUCAUUUCACCUUCCUUUCCUUUUUCACAAUGUCACAUCACUCAGGUUGCAAAUACUGACAGGGAAUGUUUCACUACAAACAGAGAGGGUUUCAAUUACUUGUUUGAUGUUUCAUCAGAAGAUGACUCUGAACAAUACCUUUUUUCCAGCUUGUUAAAAUAAACCCAGUGGUUUGGCCCUAAGAGUCUUGACAGCAUUCCUUAAAUUGACAGCUGGAGGUAAUAGAGCACUUUUUUUUGCUGAGGAGCAGAGACAUCUGAUGCCUGCUGGUUUCAUUCUGUGAGCACUCAGGUGGUUUUACUGAGUGAUCAGCAGCUUUUGCCUAAGAUGCUUCUCAAAGCCACGAAUGCACAGCAGAUAAAGAUUAAUAUCUCCAGGUCUUUGUGGACAUCUUUGACAGUUUAGCAAGGCCUGAUUCUGCCACCUUGCACUGAAAUGUUAACAGAUUUUUGUGUGGUUUGCCUUAGUGAGGAUGACAGAGCCAGUGUCUGAAUCUGUCCUACCCACCAGGCCAUUCAUCAGCAGACAGCAAUUAGGAGAGUGAUUAGAAUGCAGAGCUCUGACAAAGUUCAACCGUUUUACACCAGAAUUGAUAGCACUGGGCCCAUGCUUGGGAUGGAAGCUACAGUUUCGUAUGACCAGCCUCACAGCAGCACUUCCAUCCUGCAAAAAAUAUGUGAGUGUUCUCAUCGUGCAUCAGACUGCAAUGGAAACUUUGGUCAUUUCCCAGGCAAAAACAAACGAAAGAAGACAUUGACACAGACUAGCUCAGAGAUGAGGGCCUUCUCCUACCUUACACAAAAAGCAUGCUGAGUCAGUCUGUCAUAUCUGUACCCUAACCCCCCACUUUGUCUGAAACAAACCUCUGCAUUUUAAUUAACAAUUUUCCAAGUAGAUGGAAAUUUUCUUGCUCUCAAGGCUGCUUCUGAAAAAACUGUCCAAAGACAUGAGGCUCACCAUGUAUCUCCUAAGCUGGUGUGCAUCCUUUACACACUUCAGGGUAAAAACUCUUAUGUAUCUAUCCCAUCCAGCCAACCGUGCACUGUACUUAGGUAAUGAUUGCCAGAUGGUGGGAUGCAUUCUAUUUUGAAUACCUAUAUGUUUGCUUAUGUAAAUACAUAGAGAACAACAAAUGUUUGCUGUAUUUUGUAAUGCUGCUGUAAAAUGGUGUUGCAGUGCUUUACUGUUUGGGCAGAUCCCACUGCUGAUAAAGCAGAUUAAAACAUUUAAAUGUCAGCAGUUGUUUUAUAAACCGAAGGUUUGUCUUAAGUA